Messenger RNA from Alternaria incomplexa, 492 nucleotides. RefSeq lists its product as uncharacterized. The transcript has 3 exons. NCBI's taxonomy places the organism in Eukaryota, Fungi, Ascomycota, Dothideomycetes, Pleosporales, Pleosporaceae. The record is from RefSeq and is a predicted model, not a curated record. The coding region runs from base 1 to 492 and encodes 163 amino acids.
AUGGUGAACUUCAACAUAGCCUACACCUCCCGCGUCAAUCCCGCCGGCGCAACCCCGGUACUCAACCAAGCACAGAUCUGGGCCGGCCUACAGCGCAAGAUACGUUUCGCCCAAGAAUUCGUCCCCGUAAUUGAGAGCUGCGACGUACUCGAAGAAAAAGAUGGUGUCGUAACCCGAGAUGUCAAGUUCAAGAAGGGAAUGGGGCCCAAGGACCAGGCCAAGGAAGUUGUCAGGAGCUACUGGCCGAGUUGGGUCGAUUUUGAGCAGGAGGACGGGACGCACAUCCGCAACAUCGUCUCUGAUGGCCCGUCUGGCGAGAUCGAGGACUUGAACAUGACGUACAUGUUUGAGUUUGUUGUGCCGCAUGUGCAGGAGGGGACUCCAGAGGCGGAGAAGGAGAUUCAGAAGUUUAAGGGUAUGGCAAAGAAAGCGGUCGAGAGCAGUAUUGAUGCUAUUCGGGAGAUGGUAAAGGAUGGGAGGAUCAAGGAGUAA